AUGACGACAGCCCAUCGUCCCACGUUUGAUCCUGCAGUUGGGAAGGAAACCCAGCGCGGUCCAGCCUAUCAUCAACGUCUUCUCCCAGCACAUACGGCUCUAAAAGUCCGAAAACCUGGACAGGGUGGUACUGCAGAUGGAAAACGCGACCUCCGAGCCGAAUUACUCAAAGCCGAGGCAGCACAUUACGCCAAACUUCGCGGCGAAACUACAAGUUCACGGGCCGACGGCGACGACGAUCUUACAAGUGUGGUAACAGGGAGUACACGGAAGGGACGAAUAGAUAACGAUGAAGACGAGGACGAAGAAACACCUGAAGCGAAGAGACGGAGGAUAUUAGAAGAGUCACGCGAUUUGGAUGCCGACAGCGAUGGAUCGGAUAAAGAUUCGAAUAAAGACAGCGACGACGGUUCGGAUUCAGGUUCGGAUGAUUCAGACGAAGACAGUGAAGAUGAAACAGCGGAAUUAAUGCGAGAACUUGAGAAAAUAAAGAAGGAAAGGGCAGCUGCAAAGGAGAAAGAGGAAAAGGAAAAGGCGGAAGAGGAGGAGGCACAGAGGGAGAUAGAUAUUGCAAGGGGGAAUCCGUUAUUAAAUGCGAAAGCAUUCAAUGUGAAGAGGCGGUGGGACGACGACGUGAUUUUUCGGAACCAGGCUAGAGGGGUGGAAGAGAAGGGGAAGAAGAAGGAAUUUGUAAAUGACCUUCUGAGGUCGGACUUUCAUAAGAAGUUCAUGGUGAGUUUCUCUUUCCCUCCAUUCAUUGAGUUCUUGAUUUAUCGCAUUUAA
Messenger RNA from Orbilia oligospora ATCC 24927, 783 nucleotides. RefSeq lists its product as uncharacterized. The record is from RefSeq and is a predicted model, not a curated record. Bases 1 to 783 code for a protein of 260 amino acids. Gene Ontology annotation, molecular function: RNA binding. Gene Ontology annotation, cellular component: catalytic step 2 spliceosome. Lineage: Eukaryota; Fungi; Ascomycota; Orbiliomycetes; Orbiliales; Orbiliaceae. The transcript has 3 exons. Gene Ontology annotation, biological process: mRNA cis splicing, via spliceosome.